Messenger RNA from Fusarium venenatum, 225 nucleotides. The record is from RefSeq and is a predicted model, not a curated record. NCBI's taxonomy places the organism in Eukaryota, Fungi, Ascomycota, Sordariomycetes, Hypocreales, Nectriaceae.
AUGAAGCCAACCAUCUUCCUCUCGCUCAUAACCCUCCCCUUCACCCUAGCCGGCACAAUCAACAAAGCCAAAGCGUCAUCCCCCGACUUGAUCGCAUCCAUCGCCGAAUUCCGCUCCAUCUUUGAUCCUGAGUCCUCAGUUAUCUUGCCGAGACAGGAUAAGGGUCGAAAGUGUGAAGAUCUCGAGGGUUGGAAACGGUGCCGGCUGUCCGUCAAAUUGUGUUGA